Bufo gargarizans (Asiatic toad) is the source of this 4509-nucleotide messenger RNA. It is a transcript of the gene FAM222A, whose product is annotated as family with sequence similarity 222 member A. Lineage: Eukaryota; Metazoa; Chordata; Amphibia; Anura; Bufonidae. The transcript has 3 exons. The coding region runs from base 960 to 2282 and encodes 440 amino acids. The record is from RefSeq and is a predicted model, not a curated record.
AGCAGAGAGGAGCCUGUGGCCGGGAGGCUGCUGCACGGCGCAGAUUCACCCAGCUCAUCCAUCAAUCUCUGCACGGUCGGUUCCGCUCCUCCGCUCCCCUGUAUGUCCUCUCUGGACCUGGUGGGGCACCGGGAAGACAAGCCCUCUACAAGCCUGAAUGUGUGCGCUGCAGCCAGACAUCCGAGAGGGGGAUCUAGCGCGCAGGAGAGGAUUAGGUGGAUGCUGCGUGUUCUGCUGCGGCGCUCGGUCACCGCACAUUUUGCACUUCUCCCGGUAAUAUUUAUUAUCUGCAGCAGAAGGCAUCAGUGGAUCUCUGCUUGUCCUCAGACCCGGCUCGGUGUGGAGUUUACAGGGACGAUGCUAACAAAGACAUUUCCCCUUCUUGCCUGUUAAUAUUUAAAUUCCUUUUUGGAUUGUUUUUCUGAUUUUCUGCUGUCAUCCUGAUAUGAAAACGCUGCCCCCGAGGCUUGAAAAGAAAUUGAAUUCUCACUGCUAAGAAGGAAACAAAAAAAAUAAAUCAAGAUUAAUAAGACGGAGGCUUUCUCUAGAUCCCUGCUCUGGCGAGAUCUGGAGUGCCCUGAAUCUUCUGUACAGAUCGUCUGUCCUGGAACAUACAAGAUACUUAUUAUCCUAAUGAUUAGUAUUCUUCCUAUUAUUUCUGGUUGAUUUGACACUUGGAUUAAUGGUACCAACUUUAAGUCCAAGCACUACAUGACACUUAAGACAAUUGAUUGUCCUUAAAGACACAUUUUCAUUUCAACUCUGAUUCCCAUCCCAAGGCUUUAGCCACUGGGUUUUGCCGGAAGAUUAAAGGAAUAUUUCUGAAGACCUUAUGGCUUGGAUUGAGUUUUAGAGUCCUACAAAGACUUUCUUUUUCCAGGAUCAAAGGCAGUAAAAAGGGGAAAAAAAGGAAAUUUAUGUGUGACCAUCUGCCUAGGUGACCAUAAGCCCCUGUAACCAUGUUGGCCUGCCUUCAAAGAACCCAGAAUCCUCCAGUAAAGCACCUUGUAUGUUCAAACAAGGGUCUGGAGCCUCGAAAGUGUGAAACUGCUAAUCCAGUACAGACCGCAAGAUACCCAAGCCCUGCCGAACUAGAUGCCUACGCACAAAAAGUAGCUAACAACCCACUGACUAUCAAGAUUUUUCCCACCAACAUCAGGGUUCCCCAGCACAAGCACCUAAAUAGGACUGUAAAUGGCUAUGACACUACAGGCCAACGUUAUAGCCCUUACCCAAUACACACAAGUGGCUACCAAGGUCUUCUUGCUAUUGUGAAAUCUUCUAGUAAGAGUGUAGUAAAGAAUGUAGAGGGAAAACGGACUAAAAUUUCUUCUGCACAGGUUGGUGUUGCUCCCUACCCCAUGUCAAGCACUUUAACACAAGGCCAACCUUGCAAUGGACAAUUGAGUUAUAUUACAAAUCAGAAACAGAUGGAUGCACCAGUGCCACCCAAUGUGACAGUGGCAACUUCAGUCAUUCCUUUAACAGGUAGAAAUUUAGCACUCCAGCAGUCCAACCUACCCUCUAUUCAAAGCAUCAUUUACCAGAUCAACCAACAGUGCCAGGCUCAGGCUUCUUACCAAGCUUGUCAAGGGUUGGUAGUUACUAACUCCAGCCCAGCUAAGCAGGGAAUGACCAGUGGUUUUACAGCUAUGACCGGUGGCACUGUGGCUUAUACAGGCACUGUCCUACAAGACUGUAGGUCUGGCACAGAGUUGGCACUGGGAUCUGCUCCAGUAGUAGCCAAAGCUGGAUCCUAUCAGGAUGGCAUGGACUAUCUUAUUUGGCAACAAAAACAGCAGCAGCAACUCCGGAUUUACAGCAGUGGCAGUGGAGGAGGAGGAGCAGUCAGCAAGUCACCUGAAGUCUGCCCAGGAGUGUCUCGCCCUUAUACUCUUGCUAGUGCCGUUGAGAAAGUCAGCUCCUCCCCACUGAACUGUGUUGGCAUGCAUGGCAAUUUCUCUGUUGGUCAAUACUUUGCCCCUCCUUGGAACAGUAUCUUGGUCACACCCAACAGUGACUGUUACAAUCCACAGGAACUUGCCAACGGUCACAAGGAUUUGGGGGUGCAUCCAUCAGAUGGACUAACCAGCAUCCCCAGCAAGACCCUUUGCAAUACCUCUAUUCUUAGCAGUAGCCUUCAGUCUUUGGAGUAUCUCAUCAAUGACAUUCACCCACCCUGUAUUAAGGAGCAGAUGCUUGGCAAAGGUUAUGAAACAGUGUCUGUGCCAAGGCUUCUUGAUCAUCAGCAUGCCCACAUCCGCCUGCCCAUUUACAGAUAAAGUUUUAUUCCUCUUUUCUAUAUAAAGGUGGCCAACACUGGUUCAAUACACUAGAUAAUACUACUUAGCCAUAAGGAGGCAUGUUUUAUCAGUGCAGAGGGCAGAGGCAAGGCUAGCCAUCCCUCACUCCUUUGCAGUCAGAGUGCAUAGUAAUGAGAGUCCUGGCAGCAAAAUGGUUUAUAAUUUUCUGCUCUGGGUUUGCUGCCUUUGCUCUGCACUUUAUAUUAUAUUGCAAGUAAAUGGAAGAGAAUGGCUCAGUCCAAAAUGCAGGUUCUUUAUUCCAUGUCUUACACCGUAACAAUGAAAGAGAUAUUAGCUAUACCUGAAUUGAAUGCAACUCUAAUUCUGCAGCUUAUUUUAUCGCUGAUUUUAUGUAAUUUAUUGGCAUCUUGAUUUUUUUUGUUUUAAAAUCUUAAAAAUAUUCUGAAUGCUUUAUCGUGUCUCACCAUUUUGGCAGAAAAUGAAGGUUAAAGAUCAUCUGUCACCAUUUACAGGGCCAGGCAUCUUCAGUGCUCCUAUGCCUGGUCCUGAAGUCUUGCUCUUGAGUAUAUUUAGUGCAUGUGCAGUUCAGAUCCGAAUGAGAUUAACUGCGCAUGUGUCAAUUGUACUUUGCCCUGCGCAAUCUCAAGAUUUCAGGGCCAGGCAUCAGAGCAGUGAAGAUACCUGGCCCUGCUACUCAUUGGAGGAGAUGGAGUGGCAAUGGGAAAGGGAAGGCGAUGAAUUGGUGCUCCGAGAGGCUAGGCUAGCCCCUCUGUGCUCCAAGCAUCUUAAAGGCAAAAUAAUAAAAGUGUGAAUUUUUCUGCAAAGGGACAUCUGCUUGCAUCAAGAGAAGGGUCAUUGAACCCUACCAAGCAAUAUGUCUAGUUUAAUAGGGUUGAUCAUGGUGACAGAUGAUCUUGAACUAUAGAAUAGGUACUUUUAUUAUGUUAUCUGGGAUCAUUGUGUCUUGGGUUCUUUCUGUAACCCCUCCACUGCCAACUAUCCUGACUUCAUUGUGACAAGGCCUCACUUUUUAAAAGGCAAGGUCUCCAGUCUAAACUCAUUGGAUGUACAGUACAUCCAUUAUUCAUCCUACAUGUAACAUCCAUCAUUUGUUAAUUGGUCAUUUUAUUAUCUUCAUAUAUUUGGGAGACGCCAGGAUGAAUUUACUUGAAGAUAAUGAAUGAGAGCCUUAUAAAACAAUACUAGUUCUGCUAGUAGAAUGUAAUGACCUUGUUUAAAAUUUGUCUGGAUCAUAUAUAAUUUUGUAUGAGGAGUAUAUAACAUGACACACUGUUAUAUAGAGAAAAACCAUGGUUAGUUGAUUGGUUUCUAGCAGAAAACUCAUUAGGUAGAUGACCAAUAACUUAAUCAAGUGCUAUUUCACAGCAUAUAGAGUGAGCAGCACAAUGGCUCUCCAUGGAGAUUCUGGGAAAAAAUACCAUAAAAAACAAGCUCACAUGGAAUACUCUAAUUUCCACUUAUUUAAAAUACCUAUAACAAACCAACCGCAAUAUCCAAUAUGCUAGUCACUACUCCGUGUAUGAAGUAGAUAUUGAUGACUUCUAGUUAGUUGAAGCUCUUGUUAUAAUACGUUUUCCAACACAAUAAAAGAAUGGAUCAAGUUCACCACUCAGGCGACAGAAAGGGGUUCUUUGAGAGCUUCACUAUGGCUCAUGCAGGUGCAGAAUGAGCAGAUGUCUUACAACCAUCUCCAGUUGGUAAGAUGUAAUUCUGGAGAAGUUGGGAGAAAUGGCGGAAAAUCGGCUAACCAAUUAAGACGUUGGAGAGGAGGGAUUGGGUUUCAACAUACCCCAACCUUUUGUUCUCGGGUAGAUAAUCCACCUGCCAGAGGUGUCUGACAACAGCAUUGUCCUUGCAUGGGUGUGGUAGAAUUGAGAGCGAUAACUGUUGGCCAAAUCAGUGUUCAGCCGACCGUUAUCUCGUGUGCAUAGAGAUGUAAAGAGGAGCUGUCCCCUCGCUUGACAUGUUUAUUUUAGUAAGUACUUGCGUUUCCCUUGUAAUAACCGUUCUGGUGCAUUUAUUCAUAUAACUUUAAACCUACAAGAAGUUUAUGAAUGAAUUGCCAGCAGUUUGUAAUAAAGGUCCAUGUGGGUGUUAACAGUGGGAGCAUGUCCCGGCACUAGGGUUGUUUCGAUACCAAAAUUUUGAUUCGGUUUCGAUACCAUAAAAAAGUAUUGCGAUACUCGAUACCAUUCGAUACACGCGAAAAAAAUAAAACACCCAA